Molecule: messenger RNA, 5493 nt
Organism: Xiphophorus maculatus (southern platyfish)
Lineage: Eukaryota; Metazoa; Chordata; Actinopteri; Cyprinodontiformes; Poeciliidae
Gene: cgnb
Product: cingulin-like
Exons: 20
Coding region: 158-3667 (1169 amino acids)
Cellular component (GO): myosin complex
Source: RefSeq, a predicted model, not a curated record
ACAGGUUCUUCUGGUAGUGGGGGUAAUUUUCCCCAAUGCCCUCGGCCCGUGGAAUAACAUCUCCCCAUCUUAGCGCUGCGUGGACUUGCUGUUGAUUUUAUACAUGCCGAGGAAGAGCCCGAGAACUGAACCAUCACUGCAGAAAUAGGAAGCGACAAUGGGAACUCCUUCCACUGACCGGAAGGCGCAGUUGGAUUACGGCGUUCAGAUCCGCUUCAUCAAAGACCUCCAUGACACAGGCGGGGUCCCACUCGAAAAAUCCAGAGCAAACAGCAACGCCACGCCUCCUUCCAACAAAUACGGAGUGGCUGUGAGGGUCCAGGGGAUCUCUGGACAGCCGUAUGUCGUUCUGAAAGAUGGGGAGAAAGGUGACUCUUAUGGAGUCCAGCUGUCUAAUCCCAAUCCCACUUCCGGGCCAACAUCUCCGUACAACAGCAUCCCAAACCAUAGCAAAGAACCGGCAGAUUUCCCCAACUCCUCCAGUCCUGUUGUAAACUCUUCCCGCUCCCCGGUGUCUCCGGCAGAGGAUGAGGAUGGGGAGAUAUUUGGGAGUCCCCUGAGGAGACCUCCAGGGGACGGCCAGGCUGGGACUCAGGGGGAGGAGGAGGGAAGAGCUGGCAGGGAGCGUCGGAUGGAGAGGCCAAAAUCUGAACCCCAACUCAAAGCUACACCCAGCGAAACGGAGAAGAAAAUUAACGGGACUGAUAACGAGGAGUAUAACGAAGCAGGACUGAAGCCUGUUAAGCUAAAAUCUGCGGGACCCAAAGGGUUCAACCGAACUGCUUCUGGAUUUACCGGUUCUGUGGGGAGAAAACCCGGCUCAGAUUCACCCCCAAAGUCAACCCCAGAGCCUCCACCGCCGACUGAGAGCGAGCCCGCCGCAGCCAUCGACACCAACUCCCUGGCGCCCAUCAACAAACUCAUCAACAAGUUCAACAGCAGCACGCCGGGCGGCACCCUGCAGGCGAGGGGCCGCACCGGAGCCAGGCAGCGGCUCCAGUUCGACGAGCGCAAGAGGUCCAGAAGUCUCGACGCCCGGAAAGAUGCACAGCCAGAGGCCAUCCCUGCCUCUCCUUCAUCUCCGGCUCUGAACCCUCAUGCUGCGCCAAUAUCUGCCGUUUCUAGUCCAGUGAUGUCAUCUGCUCCAGCAACCGCUGUCAAGGCGACGGCGCCCAACGCCCCCAAGGCGAGCUUCAAGCCACCAGAGAAGUUUGCUGCUAAAGAUAGUCCUCCAACUAUUGCAAAAAAACCUGAGACGCUUUCAAGAAGUCUGAGUCAAAACACAGAGGUUGCUAGAAGAGAAGAGGCUCAAGUCAAACAGUCUAUUUACAACAUCUUCAAAGACGGCAGCUCCAGUGAGACCGAAGCUUCGUUUAAAAGGAAAUCCAGCCUCGUCUUCGAGACUCCAGACAGAUUGCAGAAGGAAGGAGCCGACGGAAGCAUCAGAAAGGAGAAACUCGAGGAUCUUCACAAGCAACUCGAACGUUACAAGAAGGAACUGGAGCAGGCGCAAGAUGAACUUGCUGCAGAGCGAAUGGCCAGAGAGGUGGCAGAGUCUCGUCUGCGCCUUCAGGAAGAUCAGCUGGCUCAUCUUCAGGAAGAGCUGAGGCGGGUUUCGGAGAAUCUGCCCCAGUCGGACUCAUUCCAGUCGGAUGUGACGGACCUGCAGGCCCAGUUGGCCGAAGCCACCAUGUUGUACCAGCGGCAGGAGGAGGUGCUCCACCAGCGAGAGCGAGAACUGACGGCGCUGAAGGGGGCGCUGAAGGAGGAGGUGGAGUGCCAUGACAAAGAGAUGGAGGCUCUGAGGGAGCAGUUCAGCCAGGACGUGAAGAACCUCCGAAAAAACAUGGAGGACUUCACACAGUCGCAGGAGCAGAUCGAGGAGGAGCGGGAGAAGGUGAAUGCCUCCCUGUUGACACUGGAGGAGGAGCUGGAGAGCAGCAGGGAGCAGGGGGAGCAGUGGAGGACGGAGCUGGAGGCCGCCACGCAGAAACUGCAAAGCACCAGAGAGGAACUAAAAAAGUCUCGUUUGGAAAAGGAAAAGGUUGAGGGCUCCCUGAAGGAUCUUCAGAACAAAAAGCCUGCGUCUGACGAUGCAAACGCUUUAAAAGAGGAGCUCCGGCGUUGCCAUGACGACCUGAAGCGUACCCGCGCCGAUCUGGAGAGACAAAAGGGCGAGACGGAGGAGAAAGCCGGGGCACUCGAAGCCCUGAAGAAGGCGAGCGGAGAGACGGAGGCCGAGCUUCUGUCGGAGAUUCGCAAGCUGAAGGAGCAAUUUCUGGAAGACAAGGCCGAGCUGGGAAAGGCCCUCGAGACGGGGAAGGAGUCAUCUAUUGCAUCAGCAGGGAAGUCUGUGGUGGACGGCGGCACCAGUCAGGAGCUGCAGCAGGAAAACACUCGCCUCAAAGACAGGCUGGCCCGCAUGCAAUCAAGGCUUCAGUCCAGUGUGCCGCGCAGCUCGGAUGCUGAGGAGGAGCUGGAAGCCCUGGAAGACGAGAACCGCUCCCUGAAGUCUCAGCUGGAGGAGGCCAAGAGAGGCGCCAGCCGGCUGAGCAAAGAGCGGGACGACCUCACCCGGCGGCUGGAGGAACGAGACCUGGAGAGGGAGGCGCUACGACGGGGCAAAAGCGACCUGGAGGAGCAGAAACGGCUGCUGGACCGAUCUCUUGAGAAGAUUAACAAGGAGAUGGAGUUGAUGAUGGGAGAUUCUCGUCAGUCGGUGGCCACUCUGCAGACGCAGCUGGAUGAAUUCAGGGAGCGAUCGAGGAAAGACCUGCUGGAGGCGCAGCGAAACAGCAAAGACCGGCUGGCUGAGCUUCAAAGGGCUCAGAAUAACCUGAAGGCCCAGCAGGAAGAGGUUUCUCGUCUUAAGAAGGAGCUGCUGACCUGCAGCGAGGAGAGAGACGGUGCUCAGCUGGAGCGGGAUCUCCUGAACAACCGGCUGAAACACUUGGAGAAUGAGCUGGAAUCCGAGAGGAGCUCCCACUCGGACCGAGGCCGGGAGAUCCGGGGCCUGGAGGAUAAAAUCAAGACGCUGGAGAUCGAGCUGGAUGAGGAGAAGAGUGGUGUGGAGCUGCUGAACGAUCGCAUAACCAGGAGCAGAGAUCAGGUGGACCAGCUUCGCUCGGAGCUGAUGCAGGAGCGCUCAGAGAGACAUGACCUGGAGAUGGACAAGAGCGCCCUGGAAAGACAGGUAAAGGAGCUCAAGUCCCGCCUGGCUGACAUGGAGGGACAGAGCCGACCCACAGCUGGAAUCACGCUGCUGGAGAACAAGAUCCAGGAGCUGGAGGAGAGACUCCGCAGUGAAGAACGGGAGAAGACGAGCAUCCAGGCAUCCCAGAGACGAGCAGAGAGAAAACUGAAGGAGCUGAACGCCACAUUGGACCAGGAGAGAAGCCAGCAUAUUGAGCAGAGGGAUCAGCUGACCCUCCGUGUUAAGGCCCUGAAGCGUCAGCUGGAUGAGAGCGAGGGAGAGGUGGAGCGCUUGGAGGGAGUCCGCCGUAAAGUCCUCAGAGACCUGGAGGAGCAGCAGGAGCUCCAGGAGGCUCUCCAGGCCAAAGUCGCAGCGCUGGACAACGAUCUGAAGCGAAAGUCGCAGCAGACUCAUCGCACGGCUCUGACAUCAUCCGCGUUGAGCUCUGACGAGGAGGACGGCCCUCCAUCUUGAGACGACCACAAAUAAAAAAAUUUAAGAAAAGGACGAGAGAUUAAAGAAAUCUCACCUGUGAAAAACUCUCAUUUAUCUGAUUUUCAUUAUUUUAACACUCUGCUGUGAUCAUGAUUCCUUCAGAAAUGUCGUCUUUUAUCUGUCUUGGUUUUAAAAGAGUAACACCAUGUUUUAAAAAAGUUUGACUGUCCUGUGUGUUUGUUAUAAUUACAGCGGCAGCACAUUACUGCAACAUCUACAAUCUAUUCGGGUCAGUUUUACUUCUCAACCAAAAAAUACCCGUAUGUUUUAUGUAUGAAUGUUUCCUUGCAUGAUAACAUGCUUCCUGCAUGUCUUUGUGUUUAAAAUGAACUUCUUUUUUAUUUUAUUUUAUUUUUUACGGUUUUGACUGUGACAGCUUGGGGCCAAUAUUCUGAGCCUGUAUUUUUACAUUGUGUUACCUGUUCCUAAAGACAAUCAGUAGCAAAUAAAUGUCUGCAUGUAUCAGUUUUUAUAACUUUCAACCACAAAAUUAAAUAUUUAAAAGCUUAACACACACUCAUCUUUGCCAUGAAUGUUGUCAUUUUUUAAAAUUUAAAAACAAAAAUAGGAUAAAUAACUUUGACUGUGAAUACACAGCGUCAAAAUUAUCCACAUAUACAAACAUUUUUCCUUUUGUAGCUGUUAGAAAAAGUUGCUGGUAUUAUUCUGGCUGGAUUUAUGAUCACUCUAACUGGUUAACAGUUAACUUAACAGAACUGUGAGCAGCCAUUUUGUUCUUGAAAAAAUGUGAUUUAGAUUUUUCUUUUUUGUGGAAAUUCUGCGAGUUAAAAUUGUGAAUAAUCGACUCCAUCAUUGAUAAAGCUGCAUGGUGUUUAUGAAAUUAUAAACUCUCAGGAUCUUUUAGAAGAAAAUCCCAGCUGCAGUAACUUUUUCAUUUCUUAAAAAAAUAGUUUGAGGAGUGCAAACUUAAAAAAAUGAAUCUCCAUCUGUUAGACAUGACUGUAAAGUUUGAAAACCACAUUUUAAUAACUCAUAAUUCUGGACACAUUUUCUUUCAUCUGAGGCAGAGAGUUUUAGUCAAAUGAUUUGAAGUUGGAAAUAAUGGGGUGUUGAUCCAAAACACACAUCAGAAGUGGUUUUUAAUGGAUAAACAUGCUAACAGCUUCUAGAAAGACCUUCCUAACACCCAAACCUCAAUCUAAUUAAGAGUGGUCAAUAAAAACAGAGUCUGUAUCAGGAAACCAAUUAAUUAAAAUUUAAAUUUACUCUAGUGUAUAUUACGUAGUAUACUGGUGCUGUGUGUGUAUAUAUUUGAGCAUGUAUGAUGUGUUGGCUUGUGAAAAAUCCACAAUAAAUUAAAAAAAUCCUGCACCUAAUUCUUAUUUUAUAACUAACUGGAAAACAAAAUGUUUCAAAUGCAUCAGUCAAAAGCCACAAAUUAAUGACGACAUUAAUAUUUAUGGUAACUGUGUGUAAUGUUCUGUUCAGAACUGUAGAAACUUGAUUUAUCUACAUAUGUCCACUAAGACGCCUUACAUUAAGCUUCAUGGUUUAACUUCCUGUGUCGUCGCUGCAGCAUUGUGUUUCACAUGCUUGCCUUUCCUGCAUCUUCUUCUGUGCAUUUCUGUGGCAGGACCCAUUACGUUUCUUUUGUGAGAACAUUGUUUCAGUAGUUAUGGAUGUUUAUAAUUUUCUAAUGACGGUAUUAUUGUAUGUUAGGAUUACAUGUAAGGAUACUGUUAAAUUAAAAAUGUGUUUAUCAUGAGUUGGUAAGCUUUUGAUUUUUCUUAAAGGAACUUUAACCAAAGUUUGGACCUUGUGUAAAAUAAAGAAAAUGUUUUCAG